AUGGGACAAAGCAACAAUGUCACAGAGUUUUUCCUACUGGGCCUCACUCAGGAUCCUAUGGGACAAAAAGCACUAUUUGUCAUGUUUUUGCUUCUGUACCUUAUGACAAUCAUGGGCAACCUCCUCAUUGUAGUGACAGUCAUUGCCAGCCCUUCUUUGGGCUCCCCAAUGUACUUCUUCCUUGCAUGUCUGUCAUUCUUGGAUACUGUUUAUUCAACUGCAAUCUCGCCAAAGUUGAUUAUAGACUUACUCUGUGAUAAAAAGGUCAUCUCCUUUACUGCUUGCUUGAGCCAGCUCUUUAUAGAGCAUUUAUUUGGUGGUACUGAGAUUGUCAUUCUGGUGGUGAUGGCCUAUGAUCGCUAUGUGGCCAUCUGUAAGCCACUUCACUAUUUGACCAUCAUGAAUCGACGAGUUUGCAUCACUUUGUUGGUAUUUGCCUGGAUCGGAGGUUUCACACACUCUCUGAUUCAAAUUCUCUUUGUUUACAACCUUCCUUUCUGUGGCCCCAAUGUCAUUGACCACUUCAUGUGUGAUAUGUCCCCAUUAUUGGAACUUGCAUGCACGGAUACCUACUUCAUUGGUCUGACUCUUAUUGCUAAUGGUGGAGCCAUGUGUAUUGUGGUCUUUAUCCUUCUCAUAGUCUCCUACAUAAUCAUUCUAAACUCUCUCAAGACUCACACUCAGGAGGGAAGGCGCAAAGCCCUGUCCACCUGCAGCUCCCACAUCACGGUGGUUGUCUGCUUUUUUGUUCCUUGUAUUUUCAUGUAUGCUAGACCUGUUUACAAUUUUUCUACUGAUAAAUUCAUCACUGUAUUUUAUACAGUUGUCACUCCCUUGUUGAAUCCUUUAAUAUACACACUGAGAAAUUCAGAAAUGAAAAAUUCUAUGGAAAAACUCUGGUGUAAAAUGCCAAAUACAAAUAGAAUGUCUGCUCACUGA
Nannospalax galili (Upper Galilee mountains blind mole rat) is the source of this 939-nucleotide messenger RNA. Its product is annotated as olfactory receptor 4A5-like. The record is from RefSeq and is a predicted model, not a curated record. The coding region runs from base 1 to 939 and encodes 312 amino acids. Gene Ontology annotation, cellular component: membrane. The transcript has a single exon. Gene Ontology annotation, biological process: G protein-coupled receptor signaling pathway. Lineage: Eukaryota; Metazoa; Chordata; Mammalia; Rodentia; Spalacidae. Gene Ontology annotation, molecular function: olfactory receptor activity; G protein-coupled receptor activity.